This is a messenger RNA of Scaptodrosophila lebanonensis, 2189 nucleotides long. RefSeq names its product probable ATP-dependent RNA helicase Dbp73D (gene Dbp73D). Bases 62 to 2140 code for a protein of 692 amino acids. The record is from RefSeq and is a predicted model, not a curated record. The transcript is spliced from 3 exons. Gene Ontology annotation, cellular component: nucleus. NCBI's taxonomy places the organism in Eukaryota, Metazoa, Arthropoda, Insecta, Diptera, Drosophilidae. Gene Ontology annotation, molecular function: ATP binding; nucleic acid binding.
CGUAAACAAACGGAGCACGUGUACAAUUGUUGCGGAGCUCGUCGUUUGAACAAAUAAUAAAAUGGAGCUUUUUACAGUCAAUCGUUACACCGAAGAAGAUUUCAAAACCAAGCCAGCUGAGGCCGAAGACCAAAUUUUAGAAAAGUUGCUGCAAAAAGCUGAAAAACGCAAAAGAAAGCAAAAAAAGGAUAAGGUAGAAGAGCCAUCGCAAGAAAGUGCCGAACACCAGACCAUCAAUGAAGAUGUGCCGCAAACAUUGGAAACGCGCAAAAGAAGGCAAAAAGAUGAUAAUGCCGACAGUGCUUUUCAAGAACCAGAAUCCGAUCAGCCACUGGAACAGCAAGAAGCAGCAGAUUCUGAUAAACCAGCCGAUGCAAGUUUUGAAGUAAUUGGAGAAGAUGUCGGCGCUACGAAACGACAAAAAGUUGAAAUGGUGUUGCCCUCCUGGUUGGCACAUCCGACUAUUAUUCCUGGUGAUAGUUUGAAACGCGACGAGGAUGCGACUGCCGAUACCGACGAAGCUGCCCUUAAGAAUCAGCCCUAUCUGGAUAAGCCAACACGUGAUGCUCUUAAGCAAAUGAAGAUUAAGCGUCUGUUUCCCGUGCAACGCAGCGUAAUACCUUGGAUUCUGGAUGCACAUUCCAAGCCGGCGCCCUUCAGACCGCGCGAUAUUUGCGUUUCAGCGCCCACUGGCAGCGGUAAAACGUUGGCCUUCGCUAUACCCAUCGUACAGUUACUGAUGAACCGGGUGAAGUGCAAGGUACGUGCCUUGGUAGUACUUCCUGUUGCCGAGCUUGCUAUGCAGGUAUACAAGGUGAUCGCGUCACUUUGCAACAAAACCGAGCUAGAAGUAUGCUUGCUCUCCAAGCAACAUCGCCUCGAGGCGGAGCAAGAGGCGUUGGUAGAACUGUAUAAGGGCGAAUACUAUUCAAAAGUGGACAUUGUUGUGACUACACCAGGUCGUCUGGUGGAUCAUCUGCACGCCACAAAAGGUUUCUGCUUGAAAGAGCUUAAGUUUUUAGUCAUAGAUGAGGCUGAUCGCAUUAUGGACGCCGUCUUUCAAAACUGGCUGUAUCAUUUAGAUUCCCAUGUGCGUGACACCGCCGACCAGUUACUGGCUGGACGCACAGCCCCCCUAUGCCUCGCCGAGCUCAGGGAAAGCUAUGGCAAGAAACCUCAUAAGAUGCUAUUUUCAGCCACCUUGUCGCAGGAUCCGGAAAAACUACAAAACUUGCGUCUCUUUCAACCGAAACUGUUCACCACGGUGCUUAUACCUGCACCCACCACAUUGGAGCCAAACGCAUCUGCUUUGGUAUCGACGCAGACCGAGGAACGCGGUCAAUUCAUUGGGAAGUACACCACGCCUGCUGAGCUGACGGAACAAUACUGCAUCACCGAACCACGUCUAAAGCCUUUGACGCUCUUCGCACUCAUUAAGCAGAACAAUUGGCAGCGCUUCCUCUGUUUCACAAACAGCAACGACACUUCAACACGUCUGGCAUUUGUUCUGUCCCAGCUCAAGGAAAAAGGAGAGGACACUAUUGCUGAACUUUCCGCUAACUUAUCCGCCGCCAAGCGACGUGCUACCCUCGAUGCUUUAAUGCGUGGCAAGCUGCAGGGCAUUAUUUGCUCAGAUGCCUUGGCGCGUGGCAUUGAUGUCUCCAAUAUCGACAUAGUGGUCUCUUACGAUGUGCCUCGCCAUAUUAAGACCUACAUCCAUCGAGUGGGUCGAACGGCGCGUGCCGGUCGUCCUGGUACUGCCAUUACGCUGCUCACGCCCAAGGACCAACCGCAGUUUAGGAAAAUGCUUAGCGAGGUGGGCAAGCCAGUUGGGGAAGAAAUCACGGUGGAUACCGAAGUAGAAACGGGAUAUGCACAUUUAUAUCAUACGGCUCUAGAGACGUUGCGCAAAACUCUGGAGGCAACCAAGAAAAGAGAGAUUGUGAGCAAAACGCGCAACACACAGGCGGCAGCCAAACUACACAAGGAUCCAUCGCAGCUGACGCUGAUGGAAAAACUUCAGCAGGUCACUGGCGUGCAUACCAGCAAGCCGAAGCCGAAGGAGCCAAAAAGUCAUCUAAAGAUGCCCAAAAAUAAACUCAAGCCGAAUGCGAGUCAGCGUAAGAUUGUUGAAGAAUAACAACAGCAGCAAUUGUAAAUAACAUAGUAUACUCGUAUAUGUAUGUAUG